AUGCCGUACAGCGGGGGCGACUGCCGUAAGGUGGAGCGCCAGCUGACUGAAGUGCGCACAGUGGUGGCCUCCAACAGCGCCUUCGCCGCCCUGAGAAAGGAUGGCUCGGUCGUGACCUGGGGCGACGCGGCCAAGGGCGCCGAAAGUCAGGAGGUGGUGACCUGGGGGAAGAUGGAGUAUGGAGGUGACAGCCGCAGCGUCUCAGCCGCCUUGCGGGAAGAACCGCUCAAGCUCAUCGUGGGCACGCGCAACAGCUUUUGUGCGCUACGCCGCAGCGGCACCGUGGUCACCUGGGGCCAUGACCUCACGGCGCUCGACGCGUCAUGCCCCGUCGGCCUCGCCGACGUCGAGACCGUGGUGCCUUCAGACUACGCCUUCGCAGCGGUGCGGGCGGAUGGGACGGUGGUGACGUGGGGCGACCCAGAAGGAGGUGGUGAUAGCAGCCAUGUACAAGAACAGCUGAAAGAUGUGCAGCAAAUCCAUGCGUCUGCACUGGCCUUUGCUGCAGUCCUUGGGAAUGGACCCUCGGUUUGUUUUUUUGGUUCAAUCUUUGUAGGUGCUUUGUGA
This is a messenger RNA of Durusdinium trenchii, 567 nucleotides long. The record is from the annotation of a GenBank genome assembly. NCBI's taxonomy places the organism in Eukaryota, Dinophyceae, Suessiales, Symbiodiniaceae.